AAAUGUUCUCCACCAUAUUAUUUUUUGAGUGUUCUUUCUGUUUUUCUUUUAUAGGUAAAGAUGAGCCUUCAAGCUAUAUUUGCACAACAUGCAAGCAGCCUUUUAAUAGCGCUUGGUUCUUGCUUCAGCAUGCCCAGAACACACAUGGAUUCCGCAUAUACCUGGAAACAAGCCCUUCAAACAGUUCCCUUACUCCACGCAUCACCAUCCCUCCUCCUCUGGGACCAGAGACUGUUGCACAGUCCCCGCUGAUGAAUUUCCUUGGAGACAACAACCCUUUCAAUCUUUUGCGGAUGACGGGACCCAUCUUGCGUGAACACCCUGGCUUUGGUGAGGGUCGGCUCCCAAACACGCCUCCACUGUUCAGCCCACCACCUCGUCAUCAUCUGGAUCCACAUCGCCUUAGUGCCGAAGAAAUGGGGUUAGUUGCCCAGCAUCCCAGUGCCUUUGACAGAGUUAUGCGUUUAAACCCCAUGGCAAUUGAGUCUCCAGCGAUGGAUUUCUCCAGAAGGCUUCGAGAGCUGGCAGGAAACAGUUCCACCCCUCCGCCAGUCUCGCCCAGUCGCACCAACCCUAUGCAUCGCCUGUUGAAUCCUUUCCAGCCAAGUCCUAAAUCACCUUUUUUGAGCACCCCACCACUGCCCCCCAUGCCCCCCAGCAGCACUACGCCUCCCCAGCCUCAGGCCAAAAGCAAGUCCUGUGAAUUUUGUGGGAAAACAUUCAAGUUCCAGAGUAACCUUAUUGUGCACCGGCGCAGUCACACAGGAGAAAAGCCCUACAAGUGUCAGCUCUGUGACCACGCUUGCUCCCAGGCCAGCAAGCUAAAACGCCACAUGAAAACACAUAUGCAUAAAGCUGGCUCCAUGACGGGCAGGUCAGAUGACGGACUGUCCACCACUAGUUCCCCUGAGCCGGGCACAAGCGAGCUCACUGGAGAGGGACUGAAAUCCAGUGAGGCAGAUUUCAGGAACGAGAGCGAUCCUUCCCUGGGCCAUGACAAUGAAGAAGAGGAAGAGGAGGAGGAGGAGGAAGAGGAGCUUGAAAAUGAGAGUCGGCCAGAGUCGAGCUUCAGUAUGGACUCGGAGCUGAGUCGUAACCGAGAAAACGGCUCCAAGUCACUGCCAGACGAGAAAUCCCUCGUCUUGGGAAAAGUCAUCGAGAAUGUAAGUCUAGGUGCCAUCCAGCAAUAUAAUGACAUGCUAGCUGAAAAGCAGAAGAGGAGUAGCUUCCUGAAGAGGUCUUCUGACCAGCGAGACUUGUGUCCUCGAGACCUAUGUCAGAGAGAUCCAGGCGAUGAAGACUCAGUGGUAGGAGAGCUGGACCGUGCUGAGGAAGGGACAGUCAACGGAAGAAACUUUGGCCCGGGUGAGCCCUUCCCGAACUUGUUCCCCCGAAAGCCGACGCCUAUCACGAGCCCCAGCUUGAACAAUUCCUCUAAAAGAAUAAAGGUAGAAAAAGAUUUGGACUUGCCACCAGCAACGAUAAUACCUUCUGAAAACGUUUACUCCCAGUGGCUGGUAGGGUACGCGGCGUCGCGGCACUUCAUGAAGGAUCCGUUCCUCGGAUUCACAGACUCCCGACAAUCCCCCUUCGCGACCUCUUCCGAGCACUCGUCGGAGAACGGGAGCCUGCGUUUCUCCACCCCACCGGGGGACAUGCUGGACGGGGGGCUCUCAGGGCGCAGCGGCACGGCGAGCGGAGGCAGCACCCCCCACAUCAGCGGUCCCGGCCCCGGGCGACCCAGUUCGAAGGAAGGGCGCAGGAGCGACACGUGUGAGUACUGUGGCAAGGUCUUUAAGAACUGCAGCAAUUUGACGGUGCACCGUCGGAGCCACACUGGAGAGCGGCCUUACAAAUGUGAGCUGUGCAACUAUGCAUGUGCCCAGAGCAGUAAGCUGACGCGCCAUAUGAAAACGCAUGGCCAGAUAGGGAAGGAGGUCUACCGCUGCGACAUUUGCCAGAUGCCCUUCAGUGUUUACAGCACCCUGGAGAAACACAUGAAAAAGUGGCAUGGAGAACAUUUGCUGACAAAUGACGUCAAAAUUGAGCAGGCAGAAAGAAGCUAAGGCCCCCCCACUCCCCCCAUCCCCACUAGGUUAAAUUUCAGGGGUCUAGGUAACAUUUUAUUUGUACAGUUUAACUAUUGCCAACUGAGAAAAGAUGACCUAACUUGCCUCCGUAAACAUAACUUAGCAUAAUUAUGGUAGGUGCCAGACUUUGGCACUUGAGUAUAACCUGUGUCUACAAAGUUCUAUUAAACCCGAGGGUUGAUUAAGGCAGUAAAAAUUGUGGAGCCUUUUAACUGUGCAAUAAUUUCUGUAUUUAUUGGGUUUUUGUAAUUUUUUGGCAUGUGCAGGUACUUUUUUUAUUCUUUCUGUUUAAAUUUCUUUUAAAAUUUUGUUGGGUAUCCCUUUUUAAUUUUACCCAGUCGUAGCCUGAGAUUACUUGCAUUGUAGGCGAGAAGCAUAUCUUUGAAAUUAUAAUUUUUGGGCCGCUGCUUUGUUGAAAUUUAAGCUAAGCGUGUGUAAUUUCUUGUGAAGAAGCCAGAAUUUGAACAGAAAUC
This is a messenger RNA of Merops nubicus (carmine bee-eater), 2563 nucleotides long. RefSeq names its product B-cell CLL/lymphoma 11B (zinc finger protein) (gene BCL11B). Gene Ontology annotation, cellular component: nucleus. Gene Ontology annotation, molecular function: DNA-binding transcription factor activity; RNA polymerase II cis-regulatory region sequence-specific DNA binding. The coding region runs from base 3 to 2066 and encodes 687 amino acids. The transcript has a single exon. NCBI's taxonomy places the organism in Eukaryota, Metazoa, Chordata, Aves, Coraciiformes, Meropidae. The record is from RefSeq and is a predicted model, not a curated record. Gene Ontology annotation, biological process: positive regulation of transcription by RNA polymerase II.